AUGGGUUGCUGCUGCCUUUCCCACGAGAGUGCGGAGAUUGAGGAGCCACUUCGCAUCAGAGCAAAUCCUGGUCCUCCGCCACGGCGAAGAUGCACCGACUUCCCUUGUUGCAUCUUGUUUGCCGCCGUUCUUGUCGGAAAUGGGAUUCUUUUGGUUCUCUUCGGCCAAGUCGGAGACCUAAGGCGCAUCGACCAUGGACGUGACCACGACGGGAACCUCUGCGGGCUUGGCACGGAAGCUGCGAGGGCCUACGCCUUCUACCCGGACCUGGAGACGGACUUCGCGAAGGACCCGUCUCUACAGCAACGCUACGGGAUUUGCCUUCCCGGAUGCCCAGCAGUGGGGAGCACCGUCGAGGACUAUGGCAACAUGCGCCAGGCCGAGUGGGUGGUUCUGCAGCCCUCCUUUGCAGUUUUCGGACGCUGCGUGCCUUACCAGCGGCCAGCUGAUCAAAGCAGCACCAAGUUGUGCGCUUCGCCGGCAUGUGAGCCCAUCGCAGGGGCGCCGACCAAACCACAGCAGGUAUGCGGUCUGAAGAGAGACGGGACGGACAAAUAUUGGCUUCUCGAACAUCCUGACACGUCUAUAGAAGACGGUUGGCGUGCCGAAGGAGCUGACAGCGCAGUGAUCAGUGCGAGAGCGACAAUGGCUGGGACUUCCAAGGGGUUGGACUGCCGACAGCAGCUUCGGCGCGAAGCUGAUGUGUCGAUAAGGCCGUUGGACGACAGCAUGGCAUACAACCUCCUCACCUCCGUUACUAGCCCGGUAUACUCUGUCGGGAACUCCAUCAGUAGCAACUAUGCUCUGAUACUUGGGCUGGGAGUUGUAGGUUCAGCUGUGAUGUCUGUGAUCAUUAUGCUCCUGUUUCCGAUAUGCGCUCCUCCUGUGCUGCUGUCUCUGCUGGUAGUUGUGUUUGUAGCACUCAUCCUGACGGAUUACGUUCUUUUCGUCCAGGGAGGCAUCGCGAGCGGCAGGACUGGAGCGCAACUGCAGCAGUUUUUGUCCAGCCUGUCCAUUACAGUACCAUCCGGUGCAGAAAGCCUGCUCACUCAAGCCAGCAGCAACCAGGCCACAAUGCAGUGGUUCGCAGUCAGCGGGUGCUUGCUGGCCGUGGCCAUCAUGCUCUUGGCCUGCACGGUGCUAUCCUUGGCGAAGCAGUUUCGAGUCGUGCUUGCCUUGCUCAGUGAGGCAGCAUGA
Symbiodinium necroappetens is the source of this 1197-nucleotide messenger RNA. The record is from the annotation of a GenBank genome assembly. Lineage: Eukaryota; Dinophyceae; Suessiales; Symbiodiniaceae.